Messenger RNA from Numida meleagris (helmeted guineafowl), 3594 nucleotides. RefSeq names its product RELT like 1 (gene RELL1). The coding region runs from base 85 to 951 and encodes 288 amino acids. The record is from RefSeq and is a predicted model, not a curated record. The transcript has 7 exons. Gene Ontology annotation, biological process: positive regulation of p38MAPK cascade. NCBI's taxonomy places the organism in Eukaryota, Metazoa, Chordata, Aves, Galliformes, Numididae. Gene Ontology annotation, cellular component: plasma membrane.
GGCGCGCCCCGCCGCCGGUGGGCUGGGCCGGGCCGGGCGGCAGCGGGGCUGCCAGCGCGGAGGCGGCGCGAAGAGGUGCCGGGUAUGGCUCCGGCGGCGACGAGGGGGAUCCCGGCGGUGGCUCCGUCGCUGGGCCCGACGGCCGUCUGGCUGGGGAACCGCUCCGAUCUCGGUGAUGGACAGGCCUUGGCAAGCUAUGAUUUACCAACAACCACUGUGACAGCUGGCAAUAAUAACAAGCCUGAGCACCUAGAGUAUAUUGCCUUUGUAUUGGUGCCUGUUUUCUUCAUCAUGGGUCUCUUGGGGAUCCUCAUCUGUCACGUCCUUAAGAAAAAAGGGUAUCGUUGUACAACAGAGGCUGAAGAAGUAGAGGAAGAGGAAAAGCCUGAUGAAAAAAUAGAAAUGAAUGAAACUGCACAUGAGAAUAGUGACACUGUAGGACAAAUUAUUAACUACAUUAUGAAAAAUGAAGCAAAUGCUGAUGUGUUAAAGGCCAUGGUAGCAGAUAGCAGUGUCUUUGAACCCGAAAGCCCUUUGUCUCCUAACUCUCCUGGGAGUCCAACGAGUCCAGGGUCUCCUUUGUCGCCUGGUGCUGCUCCACUUAAACACAACUGCAAAGGCCAUCACUUACAUACUGUUGGAGGAGUAAUAGAAAAGGAUGUUUGUUCUCGCUGUAGCCACAAACGAUGGCAUCAUAUAAAGCCAGCUCACAAGUCCAAAGAGCACAGAAGAAGUCGCCUUGGAGAGGUUACAGUACUUUCUGUGGGAAGGUUUAGAGUCACAAAAGUGGAGCACAAAUCUAAUUCCAAAGAACGAAAAAGCUUGAUGUCUGUUACUGGGGUGGAGGGCCUCAAUGGUGACAUGCCUGCCAUGCCUGUGAAACAAGAAGCAAAAGAAGCACCUGCCACACCUGUGAAAGAAGGGACGCAAGAGAGGAGAAGCUCAGAGUGAACUGCAGGUGGAACUUCUGAAAGAAGUUUGUCAACUAGCACUUUGGAGAAAACAGAAAACUCCCAGGAGAUGUGUUCUAUUUAAGGGAAUGUAUUUAUGGCACUGUAGCAUUUUACAAGUUUUGUGAUGGCAUCCGUGCAAGGUUAAAUACUUCCUGAUUUUUACUGGUGAAAAAACAUUAAGAUAUAGACAUACAUACUUUUGAGCUGUGUGGACCUCAUACCAAAUGUUGGGCUUCAUCUUCAAAAGAAAAAAUACACAGAAGUUUUUGGACAGUAAAAAGCCUUAACGGGUAAUUUUUUUUUCUUUGUACUUAGACAAGUAUUUUCUUUUAGUGAGCUCAAUAUUACAAAAAAUCUGAUUGCUCUGUGGAUAAACUGUGUUCACCCCUCUAGUCCAUCUGUAUUUUUUUCCUUUGUUCUUCCCUUCCGGAGCUGACAAGUACUCAUUGAAGAUGAAAGUCAGGCUACAGAGGAUGAAAAUACUCUUUUAAUGUAACUUUUAGUAGGCAAGCGAAACACACAAGGAAAUAAACAUUUUCAGUCAAAUCUGCAUGUGUGCAGACAUGCAGAAGUACGUAAGCCUUCUGACUCUGUGAAGGGUAAUUCACAGUACAGCGUGGCUUAGCUAUACACAGAUGUUAAGUGAUACCAUUGUCUUUAUCCCCAUUACCUUAAUAACUAUUUAACAUUAGGCUAAAGUGUGUCGUCUUCUGUGCGCUUGGUUGAGCUUUUGGAAAGGUCACUUUCAUCAAGGCCGUUUGUUCUCCAGUUUUCUUGUAACUACUUAGUCAUAUUUGCAGAUUGCCUAAUAGCUUUGCCUUUCUCUGUUUUUUUUACCCACAGGUUCCUUAUUAAGCUAAGGCAAUGUAUUUGAACCAUUAGAUAAGGAUAUGGAAUAUUUGACAUUAAAAAUUUAUGCAGUAUGUACUAAAGUACUUCAGAGUGGCUCCAGAGGGUAGCAGUUCUCACUGGCACUAAAAUCUUAAGCCAUUGUUUCACUGCCUUAAUCUUUUGAGUGUGAUCUACUGCUAAAAAUACCAGUGAUGGUUCUGUGAUGUUAUUUUUGUGUCUGCUUAUUAUGACCUUUACUAUCUUAUUGUUUUAUUUUGGUGGGGGAGGGAACCUUUGCAAUACUUCAGCAAAUUUUACUGUGUGAAAGAAACUGAAAAAUAACAUUUUCUCCAAGUGCCUAAGAAUAUAAGCUGUAGGGUAAUACAACUUAGUAGAGAUUAUGCUAUAUUCUGAGAACUAUAAAGUAAUUUAAUCAUAUUUAUGAACUCUGAAAAUCAGUGCUUGUUUUGAAAUUGAUUUGUUUUAAAUUGCUUUCGAUCCUUUUUGUCCAAGUGCUCUGGACUGUGUUUCUCUUUCAGAUCUGAGAAUCUUCUUCGGCUUAUGUAGUGUUAACAAUCAAUGUGUACAAAUAUUAAAAAUUAAUAUUUUUUUACCAUAUUAGAUACUCCCACAUCUUGUCAGAGAACUGUGAGUUUAUUUGAUGGUUGCUGGGAAGCAUGUGCUGUGAUUGCCUUCCUUUGUCUUGUAUCAAUUAGAUAUCGAUAGAUCUAGUUAUAGAAUGGCUUGGGUUAGAAAGGAUCUUAAAGAUCAUCUAGUUCUGCCCCCCUGCCAUGGGCAGGUUUACUGCUUGCUAGGUCUGGACGCUUCUUAAAGGCACUGUAUUUGGUAGGGAGGAACAACAACAACAAAACAACAACAAAACAACAAACCCAACCAAGCUCCUGAAAAGAAAUGAUGGUUUAUUGUGCCUUUUAAAAUUGAUAUUUUUAGAGAGAACUGCUCAUUUAUGAGUACCUAAAAUAACUCUGACCAGGACUGGUACUUGAUUGUUUAGCAUCCUUGCUGUCAUAAAUUUAAAUCCGGUUUAUAAAAUCUCUUUGAUAUUUAACAUAACUAUGAAGUUCACCUUAUAGGCAUACAUUUGAUAGGUUCUUAAUUUUUUUCCUUCUUCAAACUUCACUUGAUUUCAAUAAAAAGCUAUUUAUUCUAGAAGAGUUUAAUUAGCGUUUGUUAUAGUAGUUAGCUUUCAAUUUCCAAGAGAUUGAGAGCUAUGAGUAUAAAAUGUUAUUGGAAAAAGGGAGUAUUGGGCAAAGCCAAGCAGUUUUAAACAGUUUUCAGAAAGGAGAUGCACAGUUACAGACUGUCUCAAAAGCUUUAAAAAAAAAAAGUUUUAAAUUUGAUAGUAUUGUGUUUUAAUAUAUGCCGGGCUACUAUUGCAAGGUAACAUACUGAAAGGAUUCAAAAGAAGCUUAAACAAAAAUAUCCUAUUUUUUUACUUAACUUAAAAGUACUUCCUAUUUUGAUUCCAUUUUAAAUAUGUAGAAUAAAAUUAAAAUGUGUUGGAUAUGUAAAACAUUGUUUGCCUGUAUAACUUACUGACAUAAGGUAUUGUAAGACCUGGUAUGUGCAAGAACUGAAUUUGUACAUUGCUUCUUCAAUAAGAAGAUUUAGAAGUGGCGCCUGUUUUUACUGCCUUUAACACUACACUUUGCUGUUUUGUAGUGAUAUGGACAUUGCCAUAUUAGUCAGCCUUUCUUAAAUUUGCAUAUCAGAUGUAUUUUUAACAAAGUAGUUUAUAUACAACUUUUGUACUACCAAGCAGAAAAUAAAACCUUGAUUCUUAAACUCA